AUGAAGCGGACGACAGGCGUUAUUUUGUUCGCUACAGGGGCCUCGGCCUUCUACGCGGGCAAUAUCAACUACUUCUCGCCAUCACUUCAUCACCCAUCACUGGGAAUUUCGAUUCCCAAGGUUGCGGCACGGACGUAUCAGAGUUCACCAUGGAAGCCGGAGCAGCUCAACUUCACGCAUGGCGUUGCUUCCGGAGACCCGUACGAUGACAGCGUUAUUCUUUGGACCCGAGCGGCACCGCAGAUGGACAACGAUCACUCCAACACCACAGUCAGCGGAACCACAGGGCUAUUCAGCCAUGAAACCGAAGAGUUUGUAAAACUGAGCAAGGCCACAGUUUGCGUCGACUGGAAGAUUGCCGUGGAUGAGGAAUUCGAGAAAGUUGCGGAUGAGGGACGUGUCUGGACAAGUUCAGAUAUUGACUUUACUGUCAAGGUCGAGGCAAAGAGACUUUACCCGUUCACCACGUACUACUACCAGUUCAACAUUUGCGACUCGGAUAAGAGCUCGCCUGUUGGUCGGACAAAGACACUCCCGGCACGGGGCAAGAAAGUUCCCUCGGAUAUCAAACUUGCUGUGUAUUCGUGCAGCAACUAUCCCCACGGUUUCUUCAACGUGUUUGGAAAUACAGUGAGAAAGGACUCGGUAGACUUCAUUGUCUUUUUGGGCGAUUACAUCUACGAGUAUAAGAAUGGCCAAUAUGGCUGGGGUGAUGCUCUCGGCCGCGUCCCGCAGCCGGACCGAUUGAUCUUUACCCUCUACGACUACCGAAGGAGAAUUGCGACUUACCGUACUGACUUGGACUUGGUUGCCAACCACCAGCAGUUUCCUUGGAUUCAAGUCUGGGAUGAUCAUGAGGUGUCGGACAAUACUUGGCGUGAUGGAAGCGGCUUCCUCUCAAAUACCGAGGACUCUUUUAUCCGUGACGGCGGUGUAUCGACAGACAGCCGUAAGGCCAACGCCGUCCGAGCUUAUUUCGAAUGGAUGCCCAUCCGUCAGGUAGACAUGGACGACAAUCUGCGCAUCUGGAGAGAUUUCAAGUUCGGCGACCUAUUCGACCUCAUCAUGUUGGACACACGUCAAUAUGACCGGUCCAUCACCGAUCUCUACUCUAACGUCGAAUACAUCAAAGCCAUCUCCAACGACACCUCCCGCUCCCUGAUGGGCCCCCGGCAAGAAGCCUGGUUCUACCGCACCCUGAAACAAUCCUCCAAGCGCGGCACCAAGUGGCGGCUCAUCGGCAACCAGGCCGUCUUCAGCCAGCUGAUCGUCAGCAACGACAUGGACCUCCCCUUCAACUACGACGCCUGGGACGGCUACGUGGCCAACCGCAACCGCACCUUCGCGACCUUGUACGAGAACAACAUCACCAACAACAUCAUGCUGGCCGGCGACUCGCACGCCAGCUGGGUGUCCGAUCUCGUCUGGCUCGAUGGCCCUACGGGACAAGAAGAAUACGACCCCAUCACGGGCCGCGGAUCGAUCGGCGUUGAGUUCGCCGGCAGCGCCGUCACCUCGCCUUCUCCUCUUGGACAGAACACGACGAUGAAGAAGACCGAGGCCAACACGAAACUCCUGACGAGUGUGAAUAAGGAGUUGCAGUGGACGGAUCUGUACUACAGGGGCUACUAUGAGUUGAGCAUUGGGUAUGAAGGGGUGAAUGCGAGCUUCUUUGGCAGCCCGGAUAUUCGAAGCAGGAACGGGUUCGAGGUCAGUCUGGCCAACUUUACGGUUAGAGAUGGGGAGAAUCGAUUGGCGAGGUAUGGAGAGAACAAUGUUGCUAGUGUGGAUGGGAAGCCGGUGGAGUUUGGAAGUUUGCAGAGGGGAAAGACGGAGACGAGAAAUCAGACUUUUGAUACGGUUGAGAAGAAGUGGUUUGUGUUUGGGAAGAAGUGA
Sordaria macrospora k-hell is the source of this 1896-nucleotide messenger RNA. RefSeq lists its product as uncharacterized. Lineage: Eukaryota; Fungi; Ascomycota; Sordariomycetes; Sordariales; Sordariaceae. The record is from RefSeq and is a predicted model, not a curated record.